AUGACUGACUACAACAACCAACGCAUCGACGCUCAAGACUUGACUUCAAGGCUUGUUUCGUUCGAACACCAAUCCAACAUCAACAACAGUAACUCGGGCAGAGACAAUGAAGAAACCUCCUCCUCCUCAAUACUGUCCCAGCGACGUCCCCGAUCCACCUCCAUCGACAGUGGCGUCAUGCCUCGUUUCACCAAAUCAGCAACAGUUUCCACAACUGGCACCAAUGACUCUCAAUAUUCCCAGUAUUCUGGCCUUCGCGUCAUGCGGGCUGAGCCCAGCUCCAAGACACAUGCUGAAAGUGUCGGCGUCGCACCAGGCGAGUUCAGCAAGCCGCGUGUUCACAAGCGCAGCCGCAGAGACACUCAGAGCAGUGUUGGAAGCGGCAAGAGUGCAAAGAGUGGGGAUCCCAAGGAAUUCAAGUACUAUGGUCGACACAGCAACCAGUGGCUGUUCAACGACUUUAGUGUCACCGAUGCUGUGUCCAAGGGCUUCAAGAGGAUCUUUAGCAAGGACAACAGUAGGAAGGACUGGUACGAGGACAGGGAGCAUUAG
Alternaria atra is the source of this 552-nucleotide messenger RNA. RefSeq lists its product as uncharacterized. The record is from RefSeq and is a predicted model, not a curated record. Bases 1 to 552 code for a protein of 183 amino acids. The transcript has a single exon. NCBI's taxonomy places the organism in Eukaryota, Fungi, Ascomycota, Dothideomycetes, Pleosporales, Pleosporaceae.